Triplophysa rosa is the source of this 3398-nucleotide messenger RNA. It is a transcript of the gene hic1l, whose product is annotated as hypermethylated in cancer 1 like. NCBI's taxonomy places the organism in Eukaryota, Metazoa, Chordata, Actinopteri, Cypriniformes, Nemacheilidae. Gene Ontology annotation, molecular function: RNA polymerase II cis-regulatory region sequence-specific DNA binding; DNA-binding transcription factor activity, RNA polymerase II-specific; protein binding. Gene Ontology annotation, cellular component: nucleus. The record is from RefSeq and is a predicted model, not a curated record. The transcript has 2 exons. Gene Ontology annotation, biological process: regulation of transcription by RNA polymerase II. The coding region runs from base 162 to 1544 and encodes 460 amino acids.
AGCAGGACAGGUAAGGGGGGGUGAGACCGGUCUCAACUGGGUCAGGGGUCAUGCUGGCUACGUCACAGGCUCCUAAGAUGGCGUUUUGAUGACGACGGGAGAAGUGAGGACCCCUGCCCUUGUUUAAAAGUGACACCAAUGCAAGACAUCAAGGGUAGGCGAUGGAGCUCCCCAACUACGCCAGUCAACUGCUUCUCCAGCUCAACCAACAGCGUUCCAAGGGCUUCCUGUGCGACGUCAUCAUCAUGGUGGAAAACACACUCUUCCGCGCCCACAAAAGCGUCCUUGCCGCCACCAGCCACUACUUCAAAUCCCUCGUUCUUCACGACAACCUCAUCCACCUUGAUCCCGAUAUGGUGGACCCUGUUGUUUUUCAACAGAUACUGGACUUCAUUUACACUGGCCAUUUCUCAGACGAGACCCUUGAGGGUCUGGAUUUGAGUUCUCUGCUCACCACAGCUAACUAUCUCCAGCUCAAUGACCUCGCCAACCUGUGCUCCGCUAAGAUCAACCAAAACGGCUCCCUCUGUAACCUAGCUCGUGGGGGUUCCUUGCGUGUGCCGCGGUAUUCUUCUCCUACCUCGAAGAAAUUGCACGACAGGGGGAUUGAGGAGCACUCGUCGGACACUGAAACGUACACGUGCAUGACACCUCCCAAAAAGAGGAAUCAUGCCGAAAGCAGGUACAUUUCAAGGAAAAAACAAGAAUUGGGCUUGGAUUUGUCCAAGAAGACGUCUAAUUUCGAGACCAACGUGAAUGAGGUUUUUGUACCCAGAACGGUCUCCAACAACAUCCAGCUAGGAAUAAAUGGAAAGUGUAUUCCAAAAGAAGAAAAGUGGAUAAUUCCUUUAGACGGAGCUCAAGAAAGAAAACGGGAGGGAUCCCGCCGGAAAUCCAAGGUCAAUGGUUACAUUCCUAUUAGCAGAGGAAAUCAACCAAGUCAGAAUCAAACGUUCACUGUCCAGCUGUCUGUAAAGAAAGAAAAAAUGCAAGACGAAAGCCAAAAGCCAAACAACGGCAGCGCUCAUUUCGUUUAUCAAAAGGAGACGUUUAUCAAAGAAGCCGAGGGGGAAAACCCUUACGUUUGCAUACCGUGUGAAAAGGGCUUCCCAUCUUCCGAAAGCCUCAAAUCCCACGUGGAGACCCAUAUGGAUGAAGACAUGGAUGUGAAGGUUGAGGAGGAGGACGAAGGUGACGGAGACCCUGGAGUCACCAGAGCCUCGCAAAAAACUCCUGAGAACGUGGAACAAUGUCCACCAAAGUCCCUAAAAGAUGUCGACACCUUGCGCCCAUUCCCCUGCAACAUCUGCGGCAAGAUGUUCACACAGCGCGGGACGAUGACGCGCCACAUGCGCAGCCACCUCGGCCUCAAGCCGUUCGCGUGCGAAGAGUGCGGCAUGCGCUUCACCAGGCAGUACCGGCUCACCGAGCACAUGCGGGUCCAUUCGGGGGAGAAACCGUACAAGUGCCAGGUGUGCGGGGGCAAGUUUACGCAACAGAGAAACCUCAUCAGUCACAUGCGGAUGCAUACAUCGCCGUCUUAGAAACUUCAACGAUACCUCAAGUCAUAUCUUUAUAUUGCGUUGGUGUGGGUGGAGCGAAUCUCCAUUUCACCCUCAAAUGAAUGCUGUGAAGAUUCCUCCAGAUCUUUGGAGAAGAAUGGCGAUGCCAUUCUCCAAAAUACCAACUCCUGCUGUUAUACCUCCUGUCUUUAUUACAUUCUUUAAUAUUCUUGUGCAUGAAUUAUCGUUAUUGUUAGUGUGUAGUUAAAACAUAACGUUUAUCCACUUAGAGAUGUAGUUACCUCGGCGUGUAAUCCUCUCAGAAUUGAACGAAUGUUCCUGGCAGUACAGGCUUUUUAUUUGAGAUUUUUACAGCAGUGACUUGCGAUACCUCUCGAAUGUAAUGAACAAUGAAUUUAGUUUAUGCUUCAGAAACAGACCUCUAUAAUAAUAAAAGCUAUUUGGAUUGUUUACUUGAAUACACAAACUUGCUACCUCAGAUUAAACCAAACCCUCUGACUAGCCUGUAUGAGAUUAUGUAAGACUACAUGUUAGAUAAGAACUGCUCGCUGUCUUCCGGCGUUUCAGUCAGGAUUUUGAUAUCGCAAGCUUAACCUGACAUACAGGACAGAGGAAACACACUGCCUGUUUUAACAUACACUUUUCAGGGGGAAAGCUUCUACUUCACUGUAGAGUUGCGAUUCGAGCUAGUGAUGCGUUAUCGCUCGAGCAUUAAGGGUGUUUUCAUGUACAGUUCCAAAGAGAUAUUGAAUGUUGAAAUGCUAAAGAAAUACUGUAAAACUAUAACCAAAUCUAUAUUCUUGCUAAAUAUUUAAGUCUAAUUUAUGUUUCUUUCGAUUCAGGUUUAUAUUUGAGUCUUCUUUCUUUCUUUCGGGAGUUUUUCAUUUGAAUUUCUUUUCAAUGCUUCAACCAAUGGCUUUAUUUAUAUAGCAUGUUGUUCGUAUUUGCUUUACCAAUGUGGCAUGUGCAUUGUCCUUAUAAAAUGAAAAUGUUCGAUUUAGCAUUUAUGCAUUUAGUGUUGAUGUGAGACCAAAAGCGUUAAAGCGAAACCUGCUGUAAAUAUUUUUAAUGUAACUGAUAUCGGUUGAUAUAUUGCUGAUACUUUCACUUGUUUAGAUAUGGAAAUCAUUUUCUUAGCGUGUUUUAAUUUCUCUACGAGAUGUUUAUUUUAAACUACCUCUGGCUGGGUCUUUUGUACGUUGUACCCACGUUUUGCAUGCUGGAGGGGUCUCUAAACAAUAUGUACAUUUGAGGCUGUAUGAACAGUUUUUUAGCUUUUGCCUAUUAUGGUAACUAUCAAAAGGAUACAUUUAAUAAUAGAUCAACUAUCUUGAGAUUUUUUUAAUUUGUGUGGUUUCUUUACAUCUUUUGUUUUUAUCUUUUUUUACACUGUCUGUAAAUCAUUAAAUUCUAGAAUAUUCAGGAACUUUUUAAUACUUAAUGGGACUUGAAACUGAACUUCAAAACUGUGACAACACUUACAUUUGCAUCCUUACAAAACUCAGGGAACAUGUUAGGGACCCACGUCUUACCCAAUAAACGUUUUGAACCAUAAAGCGCCAUUAAUCGAUGUUUGUUGCAGCUGUAUUUGUCUGUGUUUGUUUAAAUGUGUUUCAAUAUUCUCGACAACAAACCCAACAAGCCUUCAGAAGCUUUCGGCAGCUCCUUCUACCACUUGCAGUUUGUGUGUAUGUUUAUGGUUUGAUGUGGUUUUCAGGUGCUUUCGAGAAAUGUCAAGUACUUGUUCUGAAAUACAGAUACUAAAGUAUUUGCAAGCUGUUUGUUAAAACCAAAGCACACUCUUUGAAGAAUUUAAGGUCCUGUGUAUUGUACACAACGUUGUUCUCGGUUAUGACAUGAAAAUAAAAUUAUUGC